This is a messenger RNA of Tachysurus fulvidraco (yellow catfish), 5031 nucleotides long. It is a transcript of the gene tarbp1, whose product is annotated as TAR (HIV-1) RNA binding protein 1. Gene Ontology annotation, molecular function: RNA binding; tRNA (guanine) methyltransferase activity. The record is from RefSeq and is a predicted model, not a curated record. The coding region runs from base 83 to 4882 and encodes 1599 amino acids. Gene Ontology annotation, biological process: tRNA methylation. The transcript has 29 exons. Lineage: Eukaryota; Metazoa; Chordata; Actinopteri; Siluriformes; Bagridae.
GAAAAACAAUAACAACACGAAGAAGAAGACGACCACAAGGCAGCGUGAGUAGCGUGUGGAAGUCUCCAGCAACGCUUUAACAAUGUCUGCUUUUCUGGUGAAAGCUUUGGUAUCGCAAUGUGGGGAUAUCGAGCGCACGUUGGACAUGUUUUGCUGGCCGAGUUUGUCGUGGCCUGAAAUAGAGAAUGUUGAAGCCCUAGGAUUAUUUAUUAAAGAGCUUGUUUUUAAAUCGCACUCCAGUCCAGAUGUGUUUAAUAGGUUAAUCACCAAGGAACGUUUUGUUUGUAAAGUGCAGUCAAUUAUUUGGGACCAUUGUGUCCCACUUCUGAAAAUGAUUUCAAGUGAAAACAUUAUAACUCGGGAGGAAAGUGGAGCACAAGGUGGUGAGAGGAAGCAGCUGCUCCAGGCCACUUGUGCACUGCUUAUGAUUUGUGUAAAGGAGUGUCAGGUGGACUCCAUGGAGAACAUAGCAGGCUUUGUUUUACCUGUGCUGUCAGGAAAGGGUGACAGUAAUGGUGAUGCACAGCUCGAUGUUGAUGUGGCCAUAGAGGUGCUGGCAGAAUUGCUCUCAGGUGUUUCUACCAAUAGUGUCUUGGUUAAGAACUCUCUGUCUUGUACACUUUGUACUGUUAAGGAGCUUUCGGACACUUGGGUGUCCAAAGUCAUUGUCCGUAUUUGGUUCACAUGUCUUAAAUCAUCAAGCAAAGAAACUCAAGAAGACAUUCUCUGUUACCUUUGGGGGAGUUUACUGGAAUGGUAUGAACAGGAGGGCACAGAGGUGGUUACCGCACGUCUUCUGCUGUGUCUUACUGCUCUUUCUGACUUCCUCUUCUCGUUGGAGCAAAGGGGGACCAGCCCAGAAAAGUCACACACUUUCUUCAAAGUGGUCCAAAAUGGACUUGUACACAAGGACAACAUGUCCCGCAAGAGAGCACUCUAUCUGCUAAACAGAUGUGUUUCACUGGCAGAAGCACGCAAUGCAGAUAUUGAUAUGUGUGAUACAGAUUUUUUUUUCAAAUGGACAGCAGAGCAAAGAUUAGUGCUCCAAGAAUUUUGGGAAACAUUCACCCUAGUCCUGGAAACUCUUGAGGAAUACCAGAUCCAUGUGAUUCGACCUGUACUAAGCCGAAUUGACAUUCUUGUCAAAGCAACUUCAACAGAUGUUCAAGGCAGUGGAUUAAUCCAUCCGUCCUGGUUACUGUGUGUCUACCAACGCAUGUUCCACAGUGAGAACAAGACUGUAAUAAAGGAGGGUGUCACUCAUCUGUUGGGGCUAGAAAUGCUUCAGCAGUCUGAUUUUGCACUUGCUUUUUCUCAGUUUGUUGUAGGUCCCUUUAUGGAUGUCCUAGCUGAGACCUCACUGUACCACAGGUCUCCUAAAGAAUCCAUUGGAGAAUGUCCAGAGCUAGGUGUAAAACUGCAGAAUUUCAUGGUGAUGUUCUUCAGCAGUUUGCCUGAGGACAGAAAAGGGUCAGUUUUACUGCAGAUGCUCAAGCAUUUGAGCUCUCGACGGUGGUAUUCUGUCCCUCUGCUAUUCCUUUCUCAAGCCUUGUCCUGCUUGUCACCCUGCCCUCUACUGAAAUCACAUGGUCUACAUAUACUCAGAGAGGUGCUUGGCUGCAUUAUGGCCACCCACCACAUUCUACUGAGAGGGGCCAUCCAGUGCUUCCUGCUUCACACUUUUCUACAACUGUCUGAUGUGUCAGCGGUGUCUUUGGAUGAAGUAUUUGCUUUUCUAGCACUUUUCCGAGCUGAGGAGUCCCUGUGUCCGGGCACAUCAAUUUGGGAAAAGCUUUGUGAUUGGUUGCUGGUGAACGAGGGCAAUUUUUGCCCCGCUGCAACUUCUACCAAUCUUUCCCCACAGAAAGUCUCAAUGUACAGCUACCACUCUUUAAAAGCCUUCCUGACCAUACCAGCCAGCUCAGAUCAGGCAGGCAGAGUACCUAUAGUAGGUGAGGCUGAAUUGCUAGCUCGCUCCCUCCUCCUCUCUGCAAACCUGGACUGGAGGAGAAGAGAGAAGCACGGUCCGGAGGACACAAGACUGGAACAGCUUUUCUGCCCUCUGCUAGAUGUCCUGCACCGGCUCAACACCAGCGUUUACUUGCCACUGUGCAAAACGGAUAAGAGUCUUGAGCUUAUGUUAAGACUUCUGCUGCUUCUUGGCAAAAAUGUACAUACCGGGAAGGCGAAUGAAGAUAUGAUGGCAGCUUUGACACAGAUACUGUUGGGUGUGGCAGAACCAGUUCAACAGUUCAUAUUGAGAAAGCUGAGUGGAGAACUACAGGAGUUGUCCGAUAUAGGAAGGGCAAAUCUGUAUCUGUCUCUUUUACGGGAGCUGAUAAGAACAUACAGCAAAGUCCCAUGCUACAGCUCUAACUUGCAAAAAAACUAUGUGUCCAGACUCACUAUAAACUGUGUGAGACUUCUCAGUGAGCCAUCUGAACAGAAUCCAACUAUUGCAUCACAGGUGCAAAAAGCAGUUAGCAUGGAAACAUUAGGCUUGCUAUGUGAGCUGGCUGACCAGUGUAUUUUUGACCCUCAGUCUGAGGCCAUGAAAUCCCUCUGUUCACUCACCACCUACUUCUUUCCAUCUUCAUCACCUUUAUCCACACCUCAGUUCUUUAACCAGACUUUACUGAAGCCUUCCUCUACAGUGGACAUCUCCAACUGCUCAUAUGGUGACCCACUUCUGCGAGACUGGAGCAGGGUGGUGGCUUACUUUAUCCGAGACCAGUGGAAAUGCCUCAGUUUUCUUCAGAAGUGGGCUGAGACUGCCAGAGCUACAGAGGGCUUUCAGGCUGCUGUUGAGGCUCUUUCCUUGCUGCCAAGUGAUUUGGUGCUUCCUGUACUGGACUUUAUGUGUGCAGCUUUACCACAGGUCCUUCAUAAGGAGACCUUAUGUGUGGAAGCAAUCUCAGUGUCCUGGAAGCUAGUGCAUUCCUUGAGUACAAAUGCUCAUGAUUUCUGGCCUGCUCUCCGUGCCUUUGUAUGCUUGGCCUUCCACCGCAGCUUCUUCAAGUUGCAGGAUGUUCAAAGCCACAAGAUUACUGCCUGCAUCCAAAAGGUUACACGUCAGCUGAUUGAGCUCUCUCAGGCUAAGUUAGGAGUUUUUAAUGUGCUGAUUCAGCACUGCUGCAAUACCUGGCUCUCCUCUGACCCUAACAACCCCACAGACACUGUGAUUCAAAGUGCCUUAAAUUACAUGGACAUACUGACUGAGGCUUGCAUUUAUGGACCAGCCUACAGAAAAGACCAAAGACUCCUACAGGAGGUUCAGACAUAUGUAGAACAGCUUGGGGAGGAGCUUGCAGCAAAUGUGGUGGUUAACAGUUGGAAUAGGGACGAUCACUUCCCACGCUUACGUGUAUUGACCUUUCUGAGUCAUCUUGAACCAUCCAAUAGUCUACAUCAGAGGGUGAUGGAAAAUCUAGUGAGGUGCUUGCUUAAAAAGGAUAAGGACAUAUCAAAGUCAAAAGUUUGUUCUUAUACUAACUCUGUGCAGCACAGAAUAAAGAAUAGGGUGUGGCAAACAUUGCUGCUCCUCCUGCCCAUGCUGAGGCCGGAGUUUGUUGUGGAGUAUGUGUUUGGUGUGGUCUGUGAGGCAGGCUUUAGCAACAACCAGCCAUCAGUCAAGUACCUGAUUGAGUGGGCCCUGAUUCUGAUCCUCCACCAGAACCCCUCUCUUUUUCAGCAUCUCUGGGUUUGCUUUAAUGUGGAUCAGGAGAAAACAAAGACAAGCAUCUGUACGUUCCUUUCUGUGUUGGUUCACCUGGGCAUCCUGCUCCCUAAUCUAGAGAAUAAGGCAAGGGAAUGGCAGAAGGCUAUCGAAGUGAUUUUGAUGUGGUGUUUCAGUCAUAAUUUCACUGUACGUCUGUAUGCACUGUUGGCUCUCAAAAGAGUGUGGGGUUUAGAGUGGGCACGACUUCUGGCUGAAAAUGAACAGAGCAGUUCAGCCUCUCUGCAGGGACUAGCAACAGUUGUUGAAGCCUGCUUACAUCAAGCUGAGGUCAUGCAGAAUACUGGAAAUGCCGCAAAGAACUGGGCCAGAAUUCAGGAGCAUUUUUUCUUCAGUGUCUUUCAUCCUCUUAAUGAUUACAGUAUAGAGACAAUAUUCCACACAUUUCCUGUUCUGUCAGAAUUGGCAGAAGAUGAGUGCAUUCCAGUGUGGAAGUUUGAAAAGCUAGUGGACUUUCAACACAGUUCCUCUAUUCCUUUGAAAAACACUGGCAGGAAGCUGUCAGAGCUACAGCCCAGUGACUGGGUUCAGCAGGAUACAGUUGAGUUGGAACAAGAAGAGCGCUGGGCAGAUGUGCAGAAAAAGAUUGCUCCUUGGAGUCUGAAUGUGCAGGAGGUGGAGCCACACAUCUUUGUCCAGCAAAGAAUAGCCCGUCUAAGCAAACUUACUACUUCCCUCUUUGUUGUUGCCUCACUUAUUGACAAGCCUACAAACCUGGGUGGUCUUUGUCGAACCUGUGAAAUCUUUGGAGCCAGUGCUCUUGUGUUGGGAAGCCUGCAUCAUGUCGGGGACAAACAAUUCCAAGCCCUGAGUGUCUCUUCUGAGCUGUGGCUUCCUCUGAUGGAGGUGAAGCCCUUGGAACUGGCAGAUUUUCUUCAGCUGAAGCAGAGAGAGGGUUACAGUAUCAUUGGAGUGGAACAGACAGCCAACAGCCAGAAUUUGCAAAACUAUAGGUUUCCAGAGAAAACGCUACUGCUGUUAGGGAAUGAACGAGAAGGCAUUCCCGCAGACCUCUUGCAGUUGUUGGAUGUGUGUGUGGAGAUUCCUCAGCAAGGAGUGACUCGCUCUCUCAACGUUCAUGUGAGCGCCGCACUGUUGGUGUGGGAAUACACUAGACAGCAUUUGGGUCCUGACCAAUCCUCUUAAUUACUUUGCUUUGAAAUAGCCCAUUUAUGGGGAAGAGUCAGGAUCUGAAAUGAUUGGACAGUGUAAAUUACACAAAAAUACUGGUAAACAUUUUUCAUAAUAAAUUGUGAAUUUUCUCUGAUAUUAAUAAAGUUAUCUAUCUAUACAUC